Molecule: messenger RNA, 1557 nt
Organism: Penicillium taxi
Lineage: Eukaryota; Fungi; Ascomycota; Eurotiomycetes; Eurotiales; Aspergillaceae
Product: putative cyclopropane-fatty-acyl-phospholipid synthase
Exons: 3
Coding region: 1-1557 (518 amino acids)
Biological process (GO): cellular response to biotic stimulus
Source: RefSeq, a predicted model, not a curated record
AUGACGACCAUUCACCCGGAGUCCAUCAUGGACUUCGAGUUCAUUAACACCCCGGCUGCUCCUGAGCAAACUAAGCCGUCCUUUGAUUGUGGUGUGCCCACCACUCUGUACCCGGCUAUCAAGAAUGCUCCUGUGCCUGCCGACUCGGCUGGCAGUGACAGCUUCUCCAAUGCCUUGAUGUUCUUCUUGCUUGUUGUGAUCCCCUGGUACCUGGCCCGCCAGGUUGGCGGAGGUUUCUACACUACUAUCUUCUUUGCAAUCUUCACCACUAUUCCCAUCUUGAUGGCCUUCUGGUCCGUCUCUUCGUCUAUCUCCCCUCGCAAGACCGAGAAAGCCAAGUAUGCCGGCCGCCCUGUCGAGUACUACCUGGACUUCAAGAGCGAGCAUGAUCGUGCUACCUACCACGGCAAAAGCAAGAUCCCCAUGGAAGUUUUCUACGAGAAAUACUUCAAUGGCGAGGUUGACUUCAAGGGUGAUGCUCUGGAGAUUCUUGAGUACCGCCACGAUUGGGCAAACUUCAAGUUCACUAUGGGUCUCUUCAAGCACUUCCUGUUUGGAUUUAUCCCCGAGAUGCUGAUGCAUACUCGUUCCCAGGACGAGGAGCAGGUCCGCGAUCACUAUGACCGAGGUGAUGACUUCUACGCUUGGUUCCUCGGCCCCCGCAUGAUUUACACCUCCGGUAUUAUCAGUGAUAUCAACCGCGAAGAAACCCUUGAAGAAUUGCAGGAUAACAAGCUGGCUGUCGUCUGUGAGAAGAUUGAUAUCCAGAAGGGCGACAAGAUCCUUGACCUUGGCUGUGGCUGGGGAACUCUUGCCAAGUACGCUUCUGUCCACUACGGCGCUGAGGUCACCGGUAUUACUCUUGGACGCAAUCAGACUGCUUGGGGUAACACUGGUCUCCGGGCCGCUGGCAUUGAGGAAUCUCAGUCCCGUAUCAUUUGCUCCGACUACCGUGAUGCCCCCCGUAUUGAGGGUGGCUACCAAAAAAUUACCUGUCUCGAGAUGGCUGAGCACGUUGGAGUCCGUCACUUCUCUACUUUCCUCACUCAGGUCUAUGAGAUGCUUGAGGACGAUGGUGUUUUCUUCCUGCAGAUCGCUGGUAUCCGUAAGUCUUGGCAGUACGAGGACCUCAUCUGGGGUCUUUACAUGAACAAGUACAUCUUCCCCGGUGCCGACGCUAGCACUCCUCUUGGAUUUGUUGUAGAUCGUCUUGAGGGUGCUGGUUUCGAGAUCAAGGCUGUUGAUACCAUUGGUGUUCACUACUCUGCCACCCUCUGGCGCUGGUACCGAAACUGGAUGGGCAACAAGGACAAGGUCGAGGCUAAGUACGGCAAGCGAUGGUUCCGUAUCUGGGAAUACUUCCUUGCUUCCUCCACCAUUACCUCUCGCCAGGGUGGUGCCACUUGCUGGCAGAUCACCCUGGUCAAGAAUAUUAACUCGACUCACCGUGUUGAUGGUAUCAAGACCCAGUUCGGUCUCACUGCCGCUCGCCAGGCUGCCAUUGAGCGUGCCAACGGCAUUCUUCCCAAGGCUCACGUGGUCAAGAAGGACCUUUAA